GACAGUGGGUGGGCUGGACUUCCGCUGUUAUUACUGUACAACAUAUACUGUACGUGCUAACGAAGAAAACAGCUAGCGUACCAGUAAAAGCAGAGCUGCGUUUUAGCCCGUUAAGGGAUCUGCAAACCAAACUCAGUCGCCGAAUUUCUUCGAUUAUAAACAGAAGGUUCGGGCCGGGCCGGGACUUCGCUUUCCCCAGCAAUGGGUUCGGCUCAUCGGACAGUGGAAGACGAGUUGGAGAAGAUUCUGAGCGGUGAAGGCUCGCCCGUGCAGCGGUUUGAUUCCGCUCCGGACCUGCAGUCGGUAGCAUUAAGAAAAACUACCUGCUACAUCGUCUGCGGCGUCAUCUUUAACGAAAAGAACGAAGUGCUGAUGAUGCAGGAGGCGAAACCCGAGUGCCACGGGCAGUGGUACCUCCCCGCCGGCAGGAUGGAGGAGAACGAGAGCAUUGUGGAGGGGAUGAGAAGGGAGGUGAGGGAGGAGACGGGCCUGGAGUGCGACCCGGUCACCCUGCUCCUGGUGCAGGAGAACGGCCCGCGCUGGAUCCGAUUCACUUUUCUGGCCCGAGCGACAGGAGGAAUGAUAAAGACAGAAGCAGAAGCUGACUCUGAAUCGCUGCAAGCCCGGUGGUGGGACAGGCUUUCCCAUCUCCCGCUGAGAGCACGGGACAUCCUCCCCCUGAUCGAGGCCGGACUGAGGUAUAAGGAGGAGCAAUGGUUCCCUCCCACCCUCCCCGUGGACAUACCCUGCCACCUGCUCUGCCAGAGGCUGAUCCUGACAUUUACAGACACCAGCAACCACCUGUGGCUGCUGCUGGGCACCCAGGAUGACUUGCAUCUGCCCGUCACCGUUUCGGGCAUUGGGCCAGCAGAGAGGUCACGGAACCUCACGUGGGCCAUCCGCAGGCUGGUCAGGGAGUGCAUGCCAUGCUCUCAAAUCACCAGCAAAACCCUGGGGGUUUUCGGACUCCAGCAUCACGGGAGGGACCCAGGCAAAACGGAUGGGAUAUGUUUCAAUGUGCUGGUUUCCAUCGAACACACUAGCGAGACGGCCAGCACAGGGAACCCCCCAGUACUAGAAAGCGACAAGUUUCAGUGGCACAAAGUGGAGAACCAAGAUUUGAAAGCACAGCUGGAGCAAAGGCAGGACUCGAGAUCUGUUGUUCCAAUUCAUAGUAUAUUUUAAUUUGAGGAACUAAAAAAAAAUAAAGCAGAGAAAUGAGUGCCAAAUCUCAAAAAUCCAUUCAGUUGCACUUUCAGAUGCAGGUCUUGGUGUAUUAUAUACAUGACAAAACCUCAUAAUGAGAGGGCGUGUCCUGGAUAAAUCCCACCUUGGGUUGCGCAGUCUGGCCUUUCUUUCUACUGUAAUUCAAUUGGUGAAGCAAGUUCACACGAUCUGCAGUGUAGCAGGGGUACAGGCACGUAAGGUCAGCCUAAUGUGACUCAGGUGGGUGCUGCACUUCAGUGGUGGUUCACGUGGGUCCCCUAAGUUUUGUAAAGUGCUCUGAUAUUCUUUGGAAUGAACGAAAGCACUCAAUUAUUAUUAAUGUAUCCCUCUAGGCUUGCUUUCAUUUUACAUCAGAAAAUAGUUAAAAUUAAUAAAUCACUCGUGAUAACUUCUUGAGUAAUGUACUGAAAAGGGAUGUUUCAGUGCAAAAGGUUUUUGCCAUUUUUAUACAGUCUGCCUUUGCACGUGGCUUAAACGAUUUGCAAAAACACUCUCAAAUAUGUAUAUCCAUCACAAGCAUCUCUUUUUUGGUUACAGGACUAGUGUACCCUUCAAUGAAGUCCACCAUCUCUUGACAUGAUUAACUGAUUCACUGUAAAAGUAGCUAUGAAAGCUGUUUCUUACCAUUCCUGUUUGGUUUUAAGAGGUAUAAGAUCAUAUAGUAAGAGGUAACUAAUGGAAUGCAGUUAGAUCUUAAGAGUAGAUAAUUCCAGAUUUUCAAUACACAUUCUCCUACAUAGGAUAUAUAUAAUUUAUCUUUCAGACAUUGGUAUGACUCAAUCCUAGGGCAGUUAGCAUAUUGCUGAUCUCAAUAAUCAUAAGUAUAGACGUCUGCAGGACUAGAUUACAGUGAUCUCAAACAACUAAGAAACUAACUUGACCCUGCUACAUCAGUCGUUCUACGAUUAUGUGCAUAAACAAAGUAAAACAUUUGCAAGUCACUGACCGAACUGGAUUAAAAUGAACAUCCUUUUGAAUUUAUUUCCCUACAUCAUGUUAAUUUUCACAACAUUUUCACAAGGACAACAGCCAAUGUUGGCUUCCCCAGUAUAAACUAAGUUUUGAUACAUUUGCACAAUUUAGAGUGGUAUAUUAUCAAUCACAACUCAUCCCAAGGUAAAAAAAAAAGGUUCAAGGUUUAGUUUGCUAAAUUAAAAGAUGAGAAAUGAAAAACAGAAAAUUCAGUAUUAUUAUUAUAUAUCAAGAGUGCAGUUUUAAGGUUUGACUUAACGAACUUGAUUCAGUGAUUUCUUUUAGUAAGAAAUACCCAUUUUCUGACAAAUAUAGAAACACUGGUAGACCAGACAUAACUUAAACUUCAUAUACUGGUGGUAAAACUCCUGAUGACACUGCAGUUAUUCUAAAGACAAUUAAUCACAAUGCAGAAUCCAGGAGGAAGUGGAUAGGGGUGUGCAAAAACAGCAAAGACUAGAGCAAUUUCCUUUUAAUUUCCAAAUUUUUCCAGUCUUAUCUCUGAAAACUGUCUUUGAAGCUUUUUCUGUCCUACUCAUUUCCUUUCAUUUUGUCAACUGUUCUUGAUUUGAAUGUUAUCUGAAUUAUGAAUAUUUAAUAAAGAAAUAUAUCAUUCAAAACAA
Molecule: messenger RNA, 2822 nt
Organism: Lepisosteus oculatus (spotted gar)
Lineage: Eukaryota; Metazoa; Chordata; Actinopteri; Semionotiformes; Lepisosteidae
Gene: nudt18
Product: nudix (nucleoside diphosphate linked moiety X)-type motif 18
Molecular function (GO): magnesium ion binding; 8-oxo-dGDP phosphatase activity; 8-oxo-GDP phosphatase activity
Source: RefSeq, a predicted model, not a curated record